Messenger RNA from Esox lucius (northern pike), 3703 nucleotides. RefSeq names its product YTH N(6)-methyladenosine RNA binding protein 1 (gene ythdf1). Gene Ontology annotation, biological process: mRNA destabilization. The record is from RefSeq and is a predicted model, not a curated record. The coding region runs from base 434 to 2296 and encodes 620 amino acids. Gene Ontology annotation, molecular function: N6-methyladenosine-containing RNA reader activity; mRNA binding. Lineage: Eukaryota; Metazoa; Chordata; Actinopteri; Esociformes; Esocidae. Gene Ontology annotation, cellular component: cytoplasm. The transcript is spliced from 6 exons.
UUUUACUGACGUCAAUGGCUUCAAUCUAGGCCCCGGAUGAACCUGCCAUUGGGGGAAGUGAACAGGGCCAUCAAAGCACAGUAACUGAAAUGGUGUAGAGGGGAUAAAGCAAAAACAAAACCCUCAUUGGAUUAAUUCUAAAAGGGGACCCUUUGAAAUCACAACGACUACCUCUGAAUUGGAUUUAAAUAAACAGUGGAACUGGAAGAAUUGAUCAGGGGAACUGGAGUUGGAGCUACCUUGCUGCUGACUGUAACGCUAGCUAACGUUAGCUAACGUAGGAAAAAACCUUGCUGAUUAGCAAGCUAGCUACGUAGCCAGCUAACGUUAGCUAGCUAACGUGACUACAGGGAUCCCGAAGAAAACGCAGUAUUUCAGAGAAGACGUUUAAUUGAAAGGCUCUAAACUAAUCCAGUGGCUUGUUUCAUGAAUUAUGUCUGCUACAAGUAUUGACCCUCAGAAGAAUUCAAAAGGACAGGACGCUAACGUUAAAGUCUUUCCGGUUUCAGUGCAGAAUGGCUCACUCCACCAGAAGGAAUCUGUCCAUGAUAAUGACUUUGAACCCUAUCUCACUGGCCAAUCUAAUCAGAACAACAGCUACCAAUCCAUGACUGACCCUUACCUGUCCAGCUACUAUGCCCCCUCGGUUGGAUUCCCAUACCCCCUGAGCGAGGCCCCAUGGUCCACUGGUGGUGACCCCCCUAUCCCCUACUUGACCCCCUAUGCACCCCUCAGUAAUGGAGACCAUCAUUUCAUGCAUGACACCGUGUUUGGCCAGCCUGGGGGGCUUGGCAGCAGCAUCUACCCGCAUAGGUUUAACUUUUUCCCUGAGAACCCGGCCUUUUCCGCCUGGGGUACCAGUGGGUCUCAAGGCCAGCAGACUCAGAGUUCAGCCUACGGGGGCAGCUACAGCUACCCUCCCAGCUCCCUGGGGGGCACACUAGUCCCCGAUGGCCAAACAGGUUUCCACAGUGACACUCUGAACAAGGCGCCAGGCAUGAACAGCCUGGAGCAGGGGAUGCUAGGGCUGAAGAUAGGCGGGGACGUGUCGGGCAGUGGCUCGGGCGUGAAGAGCGUGGGCUCUGUGAUUGGCGGCGGCGGCAGUGCUGUGGCUCAGGCUGUUGCUACUGGCAACGGUGGAACACCAAUUGGCAUGCCCCCUCCUAAGCCCACAUCCUGGGCCGCUAUCGCCAGCAAACCAGCCAAGCCACAGCAGCUGAAGGCUAAGGCCAAGCCAGGCAUGCCCAUGGGGGGAGCCCUGCCACCACCGCCAAUCAAACACAACAUGGACAUUGGGACAUGGGAUAACAAGGGGCCUGUUAGUAAAGUGGCACCUCCGCUGCCCCACCACCACCAGCAGCAGCUCCACUCUCAUGGCCAUGCUCACAUUCCUCAUGGGCUCCCCCCUCCUCCUCAACAGUCCAUGCAGUCCGCCCAGUCCCUUGUUCAGCAGAUGACCAUGGGCCCGCCUCCUCUACAGUCAUACCAGAACCACAAUUCAGGCCCACCCCCUCAAACCCGCUGGGUUGCCCCGCGCAACCGUAACCCGGGUUACGGUGGGGGCAGCAUGGACAGCAGCGGUUCCUCUAGCGGCGGGGGUGUCGGGAAUGGUGGCGGAGGGGGAGUUGGGCCUCCAUUUUCUGGCCCCGGUCUAGAAAACCACCCGGUUCUGGAGAAACUGCGAGCUGACCACAGCUACAACCCUAAGGAGUUUGACUGGAAUCUGAAAAAUGGACGCGUGUUCAUUAUUAAGAGCUACUCUGAGGACGACAUCCACCGCUCCAUCAAAUACUCCAUCUGGUGCAGUACAGAGCAUGGCAACAAGCGUCUGGACUCAGCCUUCCGUGCCAUCAGUGCCAAAGGUCCUGUCUAUUUGCUGUUCAGCGUCAACGGUAGUGGGCACUUUUGUGGCGUGGCGGAGAUGCGCUCACCUGUGGACUAUGGCACCAGUGCUGGCGUUUGGGCCCAGGACAAAUGGAAAGGGAAGUUUGACGUGGACUGGCUGUUUGUGAAGGACGUGCCCAAUAGCCAGCUGAGGCACAUCAGACUGGAGAACAACGACAACAAGCCAGUGACCAACUCCAGGGACACCCAGGAGGUCCCUCUGGAGAAGGCCAAGCAGGUGCUCAAGAUCAUCGCCACUUACAAACACACCACCUCCAUCUUUGAUGACUUCUCUCAUUAUGAGAAAAGACAGGAGGAGGAAGAGGUUGUCAGAAAGACUUAUGAGCCGGCUCCAAUACAGAGAGGGUCCCGACUAGAUCAGGAACGCCAAAACCGAAGUAAACCACAAUAGAAGACUGCUACUUAUAGUUUAAUCAAUGGUUGUACUUGGAUGGACAUUUUGAAACUUAAAUCAUGAAGAAAGAUGACAAAGAAAUUGGAAACGUAUAUAUCUUUUUCUAUUUAAUUUUAAUGACUUUGGCCCACAUUAAACAUUGAGCCACCUUGCUUUUUGAAACCAGUUUCCAUUAAUCAAAUUGCUUCAUUGUUUGUUUUCUUCUGUAUUUUUAUUUGCUAUACACCCACACCCACAUCCUUAAUUAUGAUUAACAAAUAUCUGCACGUUAUUUGAAAAUAUCUUAACAUGCUGCUGAUAUUCAGUGACAUUUCAUCUUGUGGUGGUGUGAGUGUUGGAGAAAUGUUAAGUGCUUGUAUUGGUUGUUUUGAUUAUGGCAGAGUGACCGUGACAGUAAGUGAAUCUUGACAAAUGUUUGAAAGCUACUUGGCCAGUUUUAGUUUUCAUAAUCAGAAAUCUUUUUGACCACGUCAGGGUGACAUUAUGGCUUGGUAGAAGAUUGCCUAUGUUAAAAGCUUAUGCAAACUGCAAUAGAAUGGAUAAUGUGACGGUUGUGAAAUUUGAAAACAUGUUUAAACACAAAUAUUUUUCAAAAUGUAUCACUUGGCUCAUCACUGUUGUGUCGACCAAUUGUUGAAAAAGAUACAGGACGGUUUAUUCUAAUAUUUUUUCCAUAGUGGAGCCUUAACAUUUCUUUCUGACAACAGUGUAAGUUAAACUUGUAUCUGUACUGUAACUCAAGUGUGAAGUCAGUUCAGACCCCCUCUUAGUUCUUAAUGGGAUGCAAACAUAUUGUCGGUGUGUUAGUUAAUAGCCAGGCAAUAUGAUUUUGUUGUCUUUUCCCCUUUUUUCUUAAUCAUAGCCAUUAACCCUUUUCGGUUGUUAUCCAGCAAUGGGUCUUUUUUAAGUCAAUUUGGGGACAAAAUGUAGCAUGUACUGCUUUUUAAAAUCGAGAUAGCCCUUUCAUUCUUUCUGUUUGUUGUCUUUUCUUAACAGAAUUAAAACAUUUAUAUUUUUGUCACUAUAACCCUUACAUUUCAUCCUCAAAUGUUAAGCUUUAAUGUACUGGCAAUGCUAACUGAGAAUGCCUCAAAUGUGUAAGCUUAAAAUGUAUUGUUACUGAUUUAUUGUCAAGUGUAUGAAAACCCAGAGAAUAGUCUAUAUGGUAUCUAUGCGAUUGUUUUUUGGACCUGCUUGCUCUAGUGAGUGUGUGUGUGAGUGUGAAAGACGAGAGAAAGUGUAAUUAUUGAGGGGAAUAAGAUUUAUAUAACGGCAUUGGAAAAGAUUAUUGAGAAGAUACGAACAUUUAAAGUCACCCCUGAAUUAAAUAUGCAUUGUAUCAAAGGUCACUAUCACAUUCUUAGAUUUGAUCAUGGUCAUUAUUAAAGGAAUACUAUCUGUUGG